AGUCAUUAUUACUGGUUCUCUGUUCAAACAUUAAAUAUCAUUAACUGCCUUUCUUGCUACAUCACAAAUUACAAUGACCUUCGGUCUGUUUCAGUGAAAAUGAGUCGGGAGAUGAAUAUAAAAGUUUAGUUUUAGUUUGGUGGGCAAAAGAAUAACGCUAAAUCAACAAAUUAUUACUAAAAUUGAUUUAAAACUUUAAUAAUAAAUAAUGGAGAAAAAUAAUAUAACAUUGAAUGAAAGUUUAAGCGGCGAUAAUAAGUGUGUCAAGGAAAAAGGAGAUUCUUGUAGUCCAAAUGAUAAUAACGAAGAAUAUCUCAUCACAAAAGAGGGUGAACUCCUCCCAAAAAUACAAAUUAAACUCGAAGAAGUAAUAAAAUCGAAAGGAAUAACAAAUUUUACGAUUGAUGUAUCAGCUGGGAGUUCUGUAGGAGAUAAUUUUUUAGGAUUUAUAGGCAAAUUAGUAAUUAAAGGAAUCGAUAAAAAUAAUAAACCAAUCAUUUUUAAUUGGAUAGUAAAAACAGCACCAACACAAGAUAUUUUCAGAAAAGUGCUUAAAAUCGAAAUUUUAUAUACACGAGAAAUCUAUGUCUACACGAAAAUUUUUCCAAUUUUUGAACGCUUUCAAAAAGAAAAAUCACUUCUUUCGCCAUUUAAACAUUAUCCAAAGAUAAUUUUUUCUUACCUCGAACCAUAUUGUGAAUCAUUUGCAAUGGAGGAUAUGAAAUCGAUCGGAUAUAUUAUGAGAAAUCGCAAACAAACGUUAGAUUAUAAUCAUGUUAAAUUCGUGUUAAAAACGUACGCUAAAUUUCAUGCAGUUUCUUAUGCGCUAAAAGAUCAGAAAAUUGAAGUUUUUAAUGAAUUAAGAGAAAACACUAAAGAUUCAAUGGUUGAAGCUUACGCCAAAGAACUCGCAGCGGAAAAUAUUAAUAACUCAAUGCAGCAAGCUUUAGAAACAUUAAAUAAAGAAAGUGACAUCGAAGUUUAUGAAAAGUUUAAGAAAUUAAGUGAAAAUUUUACUGAAGUUUAUUACGAUCUCAUUUCAAAACCAACGGAGUACGGUGUUAUCGGACAUGGAGAUAGUUGGAUCAACAAUAUGUUGUGGUUAUAUGAUAAUGAAAAUAACAUUAAAGAUGUUUGUAUUUUAGAUUAUCAAUUGUGUAGAUAUGGAUCACCAGCAUGUGAUUUAUCUUAUUUCAUAUUCGCUACUACGGAAAAAGAAUUAAGAGAUAAAUAUUAUAACGAUAUGAUAAUGUUUUAUUAUUAUCAUUUAUGCCAGCAAAUAAUUGAAAUGGGAAGUAAUCCCGAAAAGUGUUUACCACUUUCACAAUUAAACGAAGAGAUCAAGCGAUUUUCAAUCGUUGGUAUGCAUUAUAGUAUAAUGGUUUUGGGAUUUAUUACGAAAGAUUCCAAUGAAAUUCCGAAUUUAAGAGACGGCAAUAAAAAAUUGGAAGAUUUAGGAGUCGAGUGGAAAAAUAAAGGAAAAAAUCACGGGGAAUAUUGUCGAAGAGUUAGAGAUUGUUUACUUGAUUGUUAUGAAAAGGGAUAUUUUGAAUAUUAUGUGUAAAUUAAAUUAA
This is a messenger RNA of Onthophagus taurus, 1574 nucleotides long. RefSeq lists its product as uncharacterized. The record is from RefSeq and is a predicted model, not a curated record. Lineage: Eukaryota; Metazoa; Arthropoda; Insecta; Coleoptera; Scarabaeidae.